Molecule: messenger RNA, 6032 nt
Organism: Callithrix jacchus (white-tufted-ear marmoset)
Lineage: Eukaryota; Metazoa; Chordata; Mammalia; Primates; Cebidae
Gene: MICALL2
Product: MICAL like 2
Molecular function (GO): protein binding
Source: RefSeq, a predicted model, not a curated record
CCAUAGGUGUGGAGGGUCGGGGGACGCUGCCUGCUCGGCCACCCCAACUGUCAUUGCUGCCUCCCGUCAGGUGCCAAACCAGGGCCCUGCCUGACACCAAGUUCUCUGUUGAGCGAGUCCAGCCUUGUCAGGCUAUGUUGGAGACUGACCUGGCUGACUGGUCUCCCCUCCUCUUCCGAAAAGAUCAACAAGGCCCUGCAAGCCUUGACUGGGUGUCGCCCUGUGGGAACCGAGUAGGGGUCCCAGUCCAGAAGAGUCUAAGUAGCCGGCAGUGCUUCGUGGCCUGCUUUUCUGAGCACUUGCUCAUGGAGGAGGGACUGGGAGGGUCCUGGUGUGUGCGGUGGGGAGAGCUCGGGGUGGGUGUGGGGCCUGUUUGCUGACCUGCAGUUCUUCCUCCCAGCCAGGCUAGGGUUAGGGCUGCCCACCCCUGUCCUUGCAGCACUGGGGUCUUCCCAGCACACAGAUGGGACUCGCCCACGCUCUCCCAGUUCCCCACAAGUGCUCCCAGGGUAGCCAGCUCGCUCCACUCGGGCCACGUGGCUGAGAAGCCAACCCAGGCCCUCCUCCAAGCCCAGGUGGUGUGAGGCCUCAAGGUUCUAGUGAUGCCAUGGCCUCGGAUGCCCCAGAACAGCACCAAGUAAGGGGCAGCCAGACUCCAGGCCCACAGUCUCCCAGCCCAGCCCCUGGCUUGCCCACUCUCACCACCUGCCCGGGCCACUGCGCACUCCUGCACCCGCCUGCCCACCCUCCCUGGACUCUUCCCAGCCGGUGCCUGAGUCUAUCAGCAGACAUGCCUGUCCACAGCUGGCUCCUGGUGGCUCCGGGGGGCUGGGAGGCUGCUCUGGCAGUGACUUGGAGACCCAUGGGCUGCCAACCGCCCUUCACCCCAGCCAUGUGGGGUCAUCCCCUACUCUUGCCCUCGGUUCUUUGCCUUCAGGCCCCUGGUGCCAGCACCUCUGCCCUGGGUCCAAGUGUGUGUUAGGGUUAGGGACAGGGACAGCAGUGAGGAGCACACAGCACAGGCCUGGGUGUGGGGCGAGGCCCUUCCUCCUCUGCUGCUGGCUCUCUUACCUCUGCGUAGAUAAGGGGCAGGGCUGAGACUUGAGCCCUGGGGCAUUGGAGCCAUGAGCUACCCCAGGUUAGGGCCAGGGAGGCUCAGCAGAUGCAGGGCAGGGAUUUGGACGACUUUCUGCCCUGGGGGUGGGGUGUGGUUGUAGGGAGGUGUCCUCAUAGGGGGUGAGUGUGUGCAGGCUCUGCAGGCUCUGGGGUCAGGGUCCAAGCCCCUGUGUCCACCCAAAUCUUAGCAGAAAUGUGCUAUAGCCCCUAAUGCCUGCUGUAUGCCCCACACCCAAACCCCAGCCUCCUGAGGGCCGGGCUGCCUCUCCCAGGCCCAGACAUGGGACCUUUGCCCCCAAGACCAGAGGGCAGGGGCCGGGUGGGCAGGCAGUCUGAACCUUCGGGAUCCCAACCCUUCUCUUCAGGUACAGCACUCCAGCCAUGUCGCCGCAUCCCCUCCAGCCAGGAGCCACCCUUCCCGAUGAUACACCCUCUACAGGCUCCCGAGGCACCUCCUCCAAGAAGGGUUCCUGUACCCACAGUGCUGAACCUCCUGCAGCCCCAGCAGUCUCUGGUCCUCAGCUCUUCUGUCCCUCCAGCUAGGCUGUGGGGUGGGGGUCCUUACAGCGGAGGCCUGCCUACCUUGGGGUCUGGUCAGGGAGUGGAGUUAGGUCCAAGUUGCAUGGGCCCAGAGCCCAAUGCCUGGGUUGAGGAUAGGAAACAGGAGGGAUGCUCCUGCCAGGCCUGGAGGCCAGUCUGUGUCUCAGCUGGGUGCAGGCCUGGACCCUUCACAGGGGUGCCUGUGUCUGGCUCAGAGCAGCUUGUGAUAGAGCCCCAGGACACUGGCUGGGGUCAUGGACCAAGCACCAGGAAAGAGGGUGGGAGGGAGCUGAGGGCAGGGCAUUGAUCCUGGGGCCUGGGACCCAGGAGUCCCUUUCUGGGCCUUGGUUUCCCUCUCACUGCCUAGGCCUGUGUUCAGACCUGCCCAGGAGGCAGCAGAGGUUACGCUAAGCAGAGGCAUCUGUGGGAAGCAGCUGUCCUGGCAGGUGUUGGGGGCUCAGGCAAGAAGUACUGCCUCUGGCGAGUGUGCCCAGUGGGGCCAGGAUGUGCCAGGCGUGCCCAAGACCCCACCCACCCCAGGGUGCUGACCCCAGGGCCCAGGGACUUGGUGGCUCACAGUUGUUUCACCCAUGGGGCAGUUAGCCCCUACCUUGCCUAGGGCUUCCAUGAGCCCUAGAGGGUGGCAGAAGCCUGUCCCCACCAUAGAGGGAACCCCGAGGGGGGGGCAUGUCAGGCCUUGGGUGCUGGGUGGACCCUGGGUUCUGUGUCCCAGAGGUGAGAAGCCUCUGUGGUCUGUGCUGGGGAAGAUGGGAAGACGUCUGGGAGGGAAGGCCUGACCAAGCCUGGAUAAAGAAGUGGGUAGAUUGGGAUCUGUGCACACGGCAAGCAUCUGGUGGGGGCUGGUGUGAGCAGAGGCGUGGGGGUUGGAAUGCUGGUGCUGGCUCCAAGGUGGACAGGGUCCUAUGAGAUGGACCAGGGGGCCCCAGGUCAGGCCAUGAUCCACGCCUGGCCUCCCCUCUUCCUCUGGUUCCCCAAGCUCCUCCCCACAGCCACUGGGCCCAGGGAUCUUGGGAGCCAGCUAUGUUGGGGGGGCAUCCAGCAGGACCCCUGCACUGCUGGGUGGCUGUGGGCAGGUCCCUAGCCAUCUGUUCUGGAACAGUGGAGGAUCUGGGAUCAGCACCUUCCACUAUGGCUGCGGCUGCCAGCCCCUCACCCAGGGUGACUACCAGAGCCCAGUUGGCCCCGGGACUCAGAGGGUCCAGGCCAGACCCCACAGUUCCCUUCCUUCCAGGGGCACAUCUGAGUCAGGCCAGGCAGAGUCCCAAGGCAGCGUCCCAGCCUCUCCCAGUGGUUCCUGGCAGUCCCGAGCUCCCUUCUCCAGGCAGGGAUGGGGUGGAGCCAGGGGAUACCAUAGUGACAAGCUCACCUGCUUUCUCAGUCUCAAAACAACUGCUUCCUGGUUUCAUUUUUAGCUCUGGGUGGGGAUGGACCCUGACCUUCAAACAGGCCAGAUGGUGGCGGCUACAGGGCUGAAUGUGGGCACCUGGGGCCUGAGCACCUCAGCAGCAGGAGUCCAGAUCUCCCCAUUCACCCUGGGAAGCCCAGACAGUGGCCCAGGGUCAUGUGGCAGAAACUUCAAUGCUCUCACGAAGGAAAACAUUUAUGAAAACAAUAAACUGGCCUUCCGUGUGGCGGAGGAGCACCUGGGCAUCCCAGCCUUGCUGGAUGCCGAGGACAUGGUAGCCCUGAAGGUGCCCGACCGGCUGAGCAUCCUGACCUACGUGUCCCAGUACUACAACUACUUCCACGGCCGCUCCCCCAUUGGGGGCAUGGCAGGCGUGAAGAGGGCCUUGGAGGACUCCGAGGAGGAGCCGUCAGGGAAGAAGGCUCCAGCCCACUCGGCCAAGCUACCCUCACCCUCCCCAGCCCAGAAGCCUCCACUGUCUCCAGCCCAGACAAACUCUGUGGUCCAGAGGAGGAAUGGGGUCACAGAGGGCCCGCCCUCCAAGACUGGCCAGGCAUUGGCCGGCAGCUCGGUCAGCAGCACCUGUGGGGUCUGCGGCAAGCACGUCCACCUGGUGCAGCGGCACCUGGCGGACGGGAGGCUCUACCAUCGAAGCUGCUUCAGGUGCAAGCAGUGUUCCUGCACGCUGCAUUCGGGGGCCUACAAGGCCACAGGAGAGCCAGGCGCCUUUGUCUGCACCAGCCACCAUCCCAAGGCUGCCUCUGCAAGCCCCAAGUUGCCGGGUCUGGCCCCCAGAAGGCCAGGGGCCAUGCCUGUAGAUUCCAGAACCCCCUGUUCCCCACAGAAGGCCCAGGAGGCGAACACGCCCAAGGCCAUACCACCAGCCCAGGAGCCUGCUGUGCAGAACCCGCCUGCCAGGGCUUCUGUUCCGGCUGCACCCAACCCUUUAGCCGCUAGCGCUGCACCUAUCCACAUGAGGAGCCCGGCCAGGCCCUCUGAGAGCCACCUGGCCCCUACACCCAUGGAGGGCAAAGUCCACACUCGUGUGACCAACAGCUCUCCGAUGGGCUGGUCGUCAGCUGCCCAGCGCACAGCAGUGGCUGCCUCCCGUCCUGCUGUGCCCUCAAGUGCCCCAGACCCUCACCCGGCCACGCCUCGGGGUGGGGAAACCCCCCGAGUGGCAGCUUCUCAAAUCACACUUGGUUCAAGCUCCAUGUCUGCAGCCCCGGUGGACCCACCAGCCUGGACCCUGUCGGCCUCGAGGACCCAGCAGGCCCGGAAUAAGUUCUUCCAGACACCAGCAGUGUCCCGCAGCACCAGCCUUGCUGGCAGGGGUCCCGCUCCGUCGUCACUUGCUCCAUCCAGGGACAGCGGCAAGGAGCAGGCGCGGAGCUUUCUCAGUAAGGCGCUGGAAGAGGCUGGUGCUCCAGCACCUGGCAGGUCCUCCAUAGCCACCGCCCCUGCUCCCAGUUCUCAGCCUAAAAUCAAAGCUCCACAAGCAAGUCCCUUAGCCAAGCCGUCACAGUCCGCAUCUCCCCAGCCCCUUGGCCCCCCUUUGAGGAUGGAACUACCAGCCCCCCUGAGCAUGGGAAGCUCCGCUCGGGCACCUGCAUUGCCCUCAGCAGGCAGGAGGAGCUUGGCUGAAUCCUUGGGGGUCAGCAGGGUGGGUUCUGGCUCCAGGCUGAAGCCAGAGGCCCCAAUGGCAAAGGACCUGAGCAACAGCAGCCAGGAAGGCAAGGAGGAUGGGCCGGCAGGGUGGAGAGCGAACCUGAAGCCUGUGGAUGGAAGAAACCCAGCUGAGAGGACUCUGAAGCCCAAGGAGCCACAUGCCCUGGCAGAGCCGAGGGCGGGGGAGGCCCCCAGGAAGGUCUCAGGUAGCUUCGUGGGGAGCGUGCACAUCACCCUGACCCCCGUGAGGCCUGACAGGACGCCGAGCCCAGCCAGCCCAGGACCCAGCCUCCUAGCCAGGUCCCCCUCCCCACCUUGCCGCAGGAAACUGGCCGUCCCUGCCAGCCUCCACGUUUCUGACAACUGGCUUCACUCGGAGCCGCCUGGAGAGGAAGCCCCAGUGCAGAGCUGGAAGGAGGAAGAGAAGAAACCCCAUCCUCAGGGCAAACCAGGGAGACCUUUGUGCUCAGUCAAUGUUCUUGCUCCACUUGGCGAGACGGCGACCUCCCCGGUCAGGCUGCACCCCGACUACCUCCCCCCGGAGGAGAUCCAGAGGCAGCUGCAGGACAUUGAGAGGCAGCUGGACACCCUGGAGCUUCGUGGUGUGGAGCUGGAGAAGCGGCUGCGGGCAGCUGAGGGAGAUAACACUGAAGAUGGCCUCAUGGUGGACUGGUUCUGGCUCAUUCACAAGAAGCAGCUUCUGCUGAGACAGGAGUCAGAGCUGAUGUACAAGUCCAAGGCACAGCGUCUGGAGGAGCAGCAGCAGGACAUCGAGGGGGAGCUGCGCCGGCUCAUGGCCAAGCCCGAGGCUCUGAAGUCACCCCAGGAGCGGCGUCGGGAGCAGGAGCUGCUGGAGCGGUAUGUGAGCACCGUGAAUGAUCGCAGUGACAUCGUGGACUCGCUGGACGAGGACCGGCUCCGUAGAGACAGGGUUUCACCAUGUUGGCCAGGCUGGUCUCAAAUUCCUGACUUCGUGAUCCACCCACCUUGGCCUCCUAAAGUGGUGGGAUUACAGGGAACAAGAAGAAGACCAGAUGCUGCAGGACAUGAUUGAGAAGCUGGACCUCCAGAGGAAGAAGUCCAAGUUCCGCUUGUCCAAGAUCUGGUCAUCAAAAAGCAAAAGCAGCACGUCCCAGUGAGUGGCCCAUGGGGCUGUGGGCUGGCCCAGACCCAGCACUGGGACAUGGACUCAGGAAGGGGCCUCCUGUCCCCGCAAGGGGCACGUGGACAGCAGGGACCUGUGCUACGGUCUGUGGCCUCAAUAAAGAAACUGACCACAUGG